GUUGGAUUUUUGUUUUGUUUAAUAAGAUAAAUAACUUAAUAUUAGUAUUAAAUCGCUGUAUACUAUUUAAUGCACCACAUCCGUGACUUUUACACUCUCCAUUUUAAUUCGGAUUAUUUGUCUUGUGUGGACAUAGAAAAACGCGUUCUCGCUAUUAUUUCGGGGCAAGCUAGAAUGAGCAUACGGAAACACUCAGAAAUUAUCUAUAACAUCACAAUCAAACUGUAGUUCUUUGUAGUAAGUAUAAUUCAGGCAGUUAGUGGGCACUCUUAGCGCGCAGGGCCCUUUUAGUCCAAUAUGGCGGCGCCUAGUGGAGCACUAAACUGUGAGGACUUUUCAAUGUUUCAGGAAGUAAUAAAAGUAAUGCGCACCAUUGACGACAGAAUUGUCCAUGCCCUUAAUACCACUGUGCCCACUGCAUCCUUCUCUGGCAAAGUGGAUGCCACACAGACCUGCAAAGAUCUUUACAAGUCUCUCAUGGAGGCUCAUCUUUCCAGAGAUAAAGCAAUAAAAGCAUGUAUUACAGAGACCUCAGCCAUCAUCGGGCAGUUACGUGAAGAGAGAGCAAAGGAUAAUGACAAUUUGUCAAUUAUCAAGCAACCAAGGAAAGAGCAAACUAAGUUAAAAUUCAUGCAGUCAGAGCUAAACGUUGAAGAAGUGGUCAAUGACCGUAGUCUGAAGGUUUUCAACGAACGGUGCCGAAUUCACUACACCCAUCCCAAGAUCGUGUGAAUGUUAGUUCUGUUCUGUCAAGAGAAGUCAAAAAUUAACUCAGCUGUUGAGGACAACAGGCAGCGGCCCACCCAAGUGUCACUGUCGCUUGCCCUACAAAACCUCUCCCCUCCAGUCUCCUCUGUGGCUUUGUUUCUACAGUGAAGGAGCACUACUGUUUUCCAAGUCCU
Molecule: messenger RNA, 902 nt
Organism: Xyrauchen texanus (razorback sucker)
Lineage: Eukaryota; Metazoa; Chordata; Actinopteri; Cypriniformes; Catostomidae
Product: protein MIX23-like
Exons: 5
Coding region: 298-732 (144 amino acids)
Cellular component (GO): mitochondrion; mitochondrial intermembrane space
Source: RefSeq, a predicted model, not a curated record